Messenger RNA from Anas platyrhynchos (mallard), 2610 nucleotides. RefSeq names its product galactosidase beta 1 like 2 (gene GLB1L2). Gene Ontology annotation, molecular function: beta-galactosidase activity. Gene Ontology annotation, biological process: carbohydrate metabolic process. NCBI's taxonomy places the organism in Eukaryota, Metazoa, Chordata, Aves, Anseriformes, Anatidae. The record is from RefSeq and is a predicted model, not a curated record.
UGCGGGCGGGGGAGGGGGGGGACUCGGUGGCGGCGGCGGCGGCGGUGCCGUGGCCGUGGCCGGCUGCGGGCGGCCGCCAUGUGGCCGUGUGGCGGGCGGCGGCAGCGCCGCUUCGGGGGCGCCGCGGUGCUGCUGGGUGUGCUCUGGCUGCUGGCCCGCAGGUUUAACUGGAGUGAGCUGAUCCCUAUGCGGUUAUGGGGGAGGACCCUCGGCUUGCAGACAGAGAACUCUCAGUUCCUGCUGGAAGGCAUGCCGUUUCGCAUCUUCGGAGGCUCAAUGCACUAUUUCCGAGUCCCCAGGGAGUACUGGGAAGACCGCAUGCUUAAGAUGAAAGCCUGUGGUUUAAACACCCUCACGACGUAUGUGCCGUGGAACCUUCAUGAACAAACAAGAGGGAAGUUUGACUUCACUCAGGACCUGGAUCUAGAGGCCUUCCUUUCGCUGGCAGCUAAAAAUGGACUGUGGGUGAUUCUGCGUCCGGGACCUUACAUCUGCUCUGAAUGGGACCUCGGUGGUCUGCCCAGUUGGCUCCUGCAAGACCCAGAGAUGCAACUGAGGACAACGUACAAGGGCUUCACCGAGGCUGUGGAUGCCUAUUUUGAUCAUCUAAUGCCUAUUGUAGUCCCUCUUCAGUACAAGAAAGGAGGUCCCAUCAUUGCUGUGCAAGUGGAGAAUGAGUAUGGUUCCUAUGCCAAAGACCCGAACUACAUGGCCUAUGUUAAAAGGGCCCUGUUAAGCAGGGGGAUUGUGGAACUGCUGAUGACCUCAGACAACAAGAACGGGUUAUCCUUUGGCUUAGUGGAAGGAGCACUGGCCACUGUUAACUUUCAGAAACUGGAACCCGGUGUACUGAAAUAUCUGGACACAGUACAGAGAGAUCAGCCAAAGAUGGUAAUGGAGUAUUGGACUGGCUGGUUUGAUAACUGGGGAGGCCCUCACUACGUCUUCGAUGCAGACGAAAUGGUGAAUACUGUAGCAAGCAUCCUCAAAUUAGGAGCAUCCAUCAAUCUCUACAUGUUUCAUGGAGGCACCAACUUUGGCUUCAUGAACGGUGCUUUGGAGACUGAUGAAUACAAGUCAGACGUCACCAGUUACGAUUAUGAUGCUGUGCUGACAGAGGCUGGAGACUACACAUCCAAAUUUUUCAAGCUUCGACAACUCUUCAGUGCAAUCAUUGGCCAGCCUCUUCCUCUCCCUCCCAUGAUUGAAAGCAAGGCAUCAUAUGGUGCAAUCCUGUUGCAUCAAUACAUCUCUCUCUGGGAUGUGUUACCGUCUCUUAUACAGCCUUUUAAAUCAGAGUUUCCAGUUAACAUGGAGAACCUCCAUCUGAAUGAUAGCAGUGGGCAGUCCUAUGGAUAUGUACUCUACGAGACUGUCAUAUUUGGUGGUGGACACCUGCAUUCGAGGGACCACGUCCGUGACCGAGCACAGGUGUUUGUUAACACCAUGUAUGUUGGUGAGCUGGAUUACAACACCGUGGAGCUCUCCCUUCCUGAAGGACAGGGAUUCAGGCAGUUAAGACUCUUAGUAGAGAACCGUGGUCGUGUCAAUUAUGGCCUGGCACUGAAUGAACAGAGGAAAGGCUUAAUUGGUGACGUCUUCUUGAAUAAAACCCCCUUGAGGAACUUCAAGAUUUACAGUUUGGAGAUGAAACCUGACUUCAUGAAAAGCUUGCAGCAAGUUGCUGGAUGGAGUGCGGUCCCAGAUUACUUCGUGGGUCCUGCUUUUUUUCGUGGAAGGCUGUGGAUAGAGCAUCAGCCACAGGAUACUUUCUUGAAGCUACAGGGCUGGGAAAAAGGAGUUGUGUUUGUCAACGGUCACAACCUCGGCCGCUACUGGAAAAUUGGACCUCAGGAAACACUCUACCUUCCUGGCCCCUGGUUACAGAAAGGGAACAAUGAGAUUGUCAUUUUUGAGGAACGCACUGCAGGACGGAUAAUUCAGUCUGUUGACAUACCUUACUUAGGAAGGACCCAGUACGUGGACUGAUGGGAGCUUCUUUCCCGUGUUUGGUUCAUCUUGAAUAUUCCUGGUUGCAUGUCUGGGGACACGAUGGCCCGGGCACUUGGGCAUCUUAAUUUCCACUAGACCCAGGUAAAGGAUUUGCUUGUUGGCAGUAAGCUCAGAAGAGAGGAUGGGCCCCGAAGGAACCAGAGUCCAUUGUUGCGUUGAUGGAUGCAGAAGCUCAGCUGCCUGCACUACCAAGGACCCGUGGCUCGGGUGACUGUGCAUGAUGUUACGGACAGUCUGGUGAAUGUGGGGAGUAAAAAAGCGCUGGAGGUGGGGAGAGAGAGAGAGAACUGAAGCCAUCUGAACCGAAACCUGAGCCCAGCUCUCCAGUGACUAAAAACGCGUUAUUACUGGCCUCUUUGUUUUUAUAAUUAGAUAGGGAGAAAAUAGUGAACAUGUGAGUAACCAGGUGUGGAAAACUGUUGUUGUGCUUCCAGGCAGAAUUUAGCAACUCAGUCUGCAAGAGGCCACGACUUGUUCACUUGUUGGAAGCCAAGUUGGUUGUCAAAUAAGUUAACUUCGAGCUUUUUUUUCCACUAAGUUUUAAUACGGAGGUUAUCUCUCUCUCAGAAAAAGAAAAAAAAGAGUUUUAAAAAGUCA